Fulvia fulva is the source of this 3030-nucleotide messenger RNA. RefSeq names its product Aspartate--tRNA ligase, cytoplasmic. Lineage: Eukaryota; Fungi; Ascomycota; Dothideomycetes; Mycosphaerellales; Mycosphaerellaceae. Gene Ontology annotation, cellular component: cytosol; cytoplasm; aminoacyl-tRNA synthetase multienzyme complex. The transcript has 2 exons. Gene Ontology annotation, molecular function: RNA binding; aspartate-tRNA ligase activity; ATP binding. The coding region runs from base 1 to 3030 and encodes 1009 amino acids. Gene Ontology annotation, biological process: aspartyl-tRNA aminoacylation. The record is from RefSeq and is a predicted model, not a curated record.
AUGUCGCUCAAGAAGGCUCUGCACAGCUUUCGCCCUCGGAGUGGUUCCAACUCAGCUGCCACUAGCGACAACGAAAGCCCAGCUCCCAAGGAUGGCCACAGGGAAAGCCGCGUGGGGACUGGCUUCUCGGCCCUGUCGAAUGGCAUUGGCUUCGGCCGUCACUCGACAGACUCGGGACAUCGACCCUCUACUGAUCUGUCGCCGUCGCCAUCACGACACUCCAAGGACCACCACAGAGGCUCGCAUAGUCCCUUGGGCUUUCUGAGGCGCAAGGUCCGUGGUGGCUCCGAUGAUUCGCACUCUUCCACCGAAGACCUGCCAUUGAAUCGCGAAGGCGAGCCGAUGAGCCGCAACCAGCAGCGUAAACAUGAGCGACAAGCCGAGAAGGAGAAGCACCGCCAGGAGGUCGAAGCUCGCCAGGAAGCAGAUCGAAAACGCAAAGAGGAAAUGGCGAAGAGGGCUGAAGAGGAAGAGACUGAAGAACAGAAGGCCAGGUACGGCACACUACCAAUCAACUAUUACGCUGGGCAACAGAAGCAUGAAGACCGCAUUGACUUGCGUGACCUCAAGCCAGAACAUGUUGGCCAAAUGGUUUGCUUUAGAGCACGCCUGCACAACUUGCGUAAGCUGAGCGCACAUCUGAUGUUCAUCGAGCUUCGACAGCAGACGGCAACCAUUCAAGGUAUCUUGCACGAGCACGGCAGUGUCUCUCAGCACUUCUUGUACUGGGCCGAGCAUCUUCACGUCGAAUCAGUCGCGGUGAUCAAGGGUGUCGUCCAAGAGCCGAAGGCUAAGCAGGGGGAGAUCAUCGGUGUAUCGAUCCACAACCUUGAGAUCCAUAUCCAUGAGAUGCACGUUGAGGCCACGCCGGAUGAGCCAUUGCCAUUCACUGUCCACGAGGCUGAGGUCAGCAAGGCAGAAACCCAACAGGAGGGAGACACCCGCCACCGCGUGUCUGACAGAGCCCGCCAGGGUAACCGCAUUAUUGAUCUGCGUACGACAGCAUCGCAGGCUAUCUUCCGUGUGCAGUCUGGCAUUUGCCAGGCUUUCCGAUCACACUUGCACAACAUCGGCUUCAUUGAGAUCCACACUCCAAAGCUCCAAGGCGCCGCAUCUGAGUCUGGAGCCAGCGUUUUCAAGGUCGACUACUUUGGCAGGCCAGCAUUCCUGGCACAGUCGCCGCAGCUGGGCAAGCAGAUGGCUAUUGCAGCAGACUUCAGGCGAGUCUUUGAGAUUGGUCCAGUCUUUAGAGCCGAGAACAGCAACACCCACAGGCAUUUGACAGAGUUCACGGGUCUGGAUCUGGAAAUGGCGAUUGACGAGCACUACCACGAGGUGCUACGUGUCUUGGACAGCACAUUCAAGGCGAUCUUCAAGUUCGUUUAUGACAAUUACAGGGAAGAGAUCGAGGUUGUGAAGCGACAGUUCCCACAUGAGGACCUGGUCUGGCUGGAUCAGACCCCGAUCAUACCCUUCGCUGAAGGUAUCCGCAUGCUCAAUGAGUCUGGCUACCGGGAUGAGAAUGGCAAGGAACUGCCAGAAGAUGAAGACAUGGGCACUCGCGACGAGAUUGCCCUGGGCGCCGUGAUCAAGGAGAAAUUUAAGACCGACUACUACGUUCUCGACAAGUUCCCUGCCUCCGCGCGACCUUUCUAUGCCAUGCCCGAUCCCGACAACGCAACGCUCACAAACUCGUUCGAUAUCUUCUGCCGUGGCCAGGAGAUCCUCUCUGGAGGACAGCGAAUUCACGAUGCGCCUACCCUUGCCGCAAAUAUGGAGAAGAUGAAGAUGGACCCCAAGACUUUGGAAGAGUACAUGACUGGGUUCGAGUGGGGUGCUCCACCGCACGGUGGUGGUGGAAUCGGUAUGGAGCGUAUUCUCAUGCUUUUGCUGAAGCUUGGUGAUAUUCGAAACGCGACCAUGUUCCCGCGUGAUCCCAAGUCGUUGCCAUACAAGCCUCCAGUCAAGCAACUCCGACAUCCAGAAGCGAGCACAAUGCAUCCACCUUGGAUGGGCCAAGACCGAGUCACAGCUCACAUGGACUUCCAACCACUCGAGAAGCUCAUUGCCAACUACGGUGAUGCCUCGAACACAUCUUGGCUGGAGCCCAAGUUCGAACACUGGCGUGAUUCCAACACGGGUGCUGCAAUUGGCUUCGUACCUCACGAAGGGUUCGCUAUCACUAUCGGUGAUCCUCUUUGCCACCAGAGCCAGUAUGUCAAGACGAUCGGCGGCUAUCUGCGAUACAUCAAGAAGGAGCGCCACCUCAAGGCGCUUUGGUUGCUCUGUGGACAGGCCGUGGAAGAGGUCCUAGCUAACAAGUUCGACUGGCGAACACUGUCUGUUGCUGCCGAGCAACGUCUUGACCCAGGCAACAACCCAGCGGCGAAGGACCCUGAGAUUCAGCGAAAGUGCCGACACGCAGAGAAGGAGGGCGUCAAACUGCACGACAUCCCAAUCGGCACGCCGAUCCCACAAGACGUGAAAGAGAAGGUUGACAAGCGUAUUGAGGACUGGCUGAAGAACAGAAAGGGCAAGCAGGUGCAUCUUACAGAUGUCCACCCUUGGCAAGAUACGGAGCACCGACAGUAUCACUACACCACAACCAAAGACGGCCAGAUCUGUGGUCUUGUCAUCCUUGCUCAGCUGUCACCCGAUCACGGCUGGCAAGUCAAGUUUGCGCUCGACUUCCCCGGUGCGCCGUCAGGUGCCAUUGAGUUGCUCGUGCUGCACUCAUUGAAGGCUGCCGCACAGACUGGUGCAACAUCAGUCACCUUCGGCGGAGGCGCUGCUGCUAAGCUCACGCCAGGUCACAACUUGAAGGGCACUCGCGUGAAGGUCCUGGCUAAGGCGUACCACGCCAUCGCGACUGAGCUAAAGCUCACGAACAAGAGCGAGUUCAGAGAGAAGCUGGGUGCCCAGGACGAUCCCAUCUAUGUCUGUUACCCACCUCACGGUCUCGGGCCAAGCGGUGUUCGAGCCAUCCUCAGCUUCUUCGAGGAUGACGACGAUGCCAACAAGUUGGGCUAG